GUGCCGCUUUGCACUCACUCGAAAAGCCCAGAAAUGGCUACAGUUAAAGUCAGAGACAGCGUAGUUUGUAUGACGCUCACAGAUUCCACCGUCAAGAAAGCCGUAAAGUCCUACACCAUGUCCAAGCGCUACAUAAACACCAUGCUAAAGGCAACCGCAAUAAAUAUUUUAUAUCACCGUCUCAGUAUCGACGAAAACCAAUUUAUUACCAAGAAAUUCAAGGAGAUUACGUACAGAUCGUUCAAAUCAAAAUCCAAGAACAUUUUCAUCCGCAACUUCCACACCUACAUGUUGGCAUGUAAAGAUGCCAUAGACAAGAAUUACUUGCACGAAUUUUUCUUGUUUAUCAUCGACACAAGCUCGGGAGACGUUAUCGAAAAUUACAAAUUUUCCUUCCAAUACGCCGAAAACGACGAGCAGAAGUCGGCUCAAAGCGGAGAAAAUUUAAUUGAAAGCACUUGCGAAUUGCUGCGAACCCUGGAAGAGUUGGGAAAGCACAAAAAGUUCGACGCGGAAAUAGAGAUCCGAGUCGAGUUUACGUAUUUCGAUGACACACCCGAAGACUACGAACCUCCGGGAUUUCACAACAUUGAUGAAUCUGAAAGUUUCGUGAAAAAGAUAGACAAGGGAGGAAAUUCAGUUAUCAUAGGGACCUUGUUUACGGGUUUCCAUAUGAUGAAAUGUCGUGGGAAGGGGGAUAUUUUUAAUUUCAAUCGUACCCCUACACCGAGUAACGAAGAAUGUGAGGUGAACGAAGCCAUAGAAGAAGCGGAAUCGAAAGUAAACGAAAAUCCAUCGGGUGUGACUGGUAUGACAGUCACCAACAACGACAUUUUUACGGAGGAUUUUCUUGAAGAAACGGAGAACGGAAAAGCUAGAGGAAAGAAGGAGAACGAUCAUAAUAAGACACUGAACGAUACUUACAUGUCGGCGUGCAUCGACAUUUCGAGCGACGAAGACGAUGCCGUUGACUGUCCAUGUAAACUUCCAACGAUGGAUUCGUGUCAAGUUGACGAUAUUGCUUGCUCUAUGUGUAAGCGGCGAUAUCAUACACCGUGUCAAGGGUACUUGGAUAAUAGUUACAUUCACGGCAAUUUUCGUUGUUGCUACUGUAAAGGCGAAAAUGAUAGCAUUUUCGCACCAUUUGAUGUUCGCCAAUCGAUGUACUUGUAUAGAAUCAGAUAUAUCGUGGGAACGUUGUAUAAAUAUAAGAAUGUUCCGGAGGAAUUCAAAACUGUUUUCGGCGACACUUUGAAAAAUUUAGAGAAAUUUGGAAUUUUUGAUUUUGAAGGAAGUGUCAUUAAAAGCGUCAAUACAAAGCUUUUGUACGACUUGUUCAAAUCGGACUACAUUUACAAAUUGCCUGAAGCCGGACAGUUUAAAAAUAUAGCGUUGUAAGGAUAGUAGUUAAAAGUGUGGCUAAACUUAAUUUUUGUUGUCCUUAUUGUAUUUGUUGCUAGUUAUCGUUCAACAUUAACUCUGUAUAUCGUUAGUAAAUAUGUUAUUGUUUAGUGAAAGUGAUC
This is a messenger RNA of Zophobas morio, 1523 nucleotides long. Its product is annotated as HORMA domain-containing protein 2-like. Bases 34 to 1398 code for a protein of 454 amino acids. Lineage: Eukaryota; Metazoa; Arthropoda; Insecta; Coleoptera; Tenebrionidae. The transcript has 9 exons. The record is from RefSeq and is a predicted model, not a curated record.